Messenger RNA from Nezara viridula (southern green stink bug), 1155 nucleotides. The record is from the annotation of a GenBank genome assembly. Lineage: Eukaryota; Metazoa; Arthropoda; Insecta; Hemiptera; Pentatomidae.
AUGGAUAUGCACUCAAUGCCACCAAUAGUACAGUAUCUCCUCGAAAAGAACUGGAUGGGACAAGGAAUACACGAUUUAUUCGUCGAUCUUGAGCAUAUACUUUCCAACACUCAGUUCUUACUGACUGCCGAAGCAAACGCAGAUCGGCUAAGAAAGUUUUUGGACGACGGGAACCUCACUACUGUUGUAGGCUACAGUUUAUGGCUUGCGUUCUUUACAUAUGCAGUAGAUUUUCUGUUUACUCUUAUAUGGAACUAUACCGAUAUUUUUCUCACUGCUAUUUCGUUAUCGUUGGCGAACAUGUUCAAACAAUUCAAUAAAGAUCUCAGAAUGACUGCUAUCAAUGUAUCUAACGAGAAUACAGUUUCUUAUUGGAGAAAGAAAAGAGAACUAUACAAUAAGCUCUCUUUGUUUGCAAAGACAGUCGAUGAUAAAAUAUCUCAUUUGGUACUCAUUUCGUUCGCUGUCAAUCUAUACUUCAUUUGUAUUCAACUCCUCCACAGUAUACAACCUUUGACAUCCUUGCUUCGAGUAGCCUAUUUCUGCGGUUCGUUCGGGCAUAUCCUCUUCAGGACAUGUUCGGUAUGUUUCGCUGCCACCAGUAUCUACGAGCACAGCAAAGGAUCACUUUCGGUACUGUAUUCUGUUCCACCCGAGCAGUUCAACAGUGAGGAUAACGCGCUUUUUUACUGGAGAAAGAAAAGGGAACUCUACAACAGGCUCUCUCAACUCGCCAUGUCAGUGGAAGAUAAAAUGUCUGGUUUGGUACUCAUUUCUUUCGCCACCAAUCUAUAUUUCAUUUGUAUUCAACUCCUCAACAGUAUACAACCUUUGGAAUCGUUUCUUCGUGUAGCCUAUUUUUGUGGUUCCUUUGGGCACUUACUCUUUAGAACUAUCUCUGUGUGUUUCGCUGCUACCAGUAUCUACGAGCACAGCAAAGAAUCUCUUCCGAUACUAUACUCUGUCCCACCCGAGCAGUUUAACAGAGAGGUUCAACGUCUCAUACACCAGAUGACCAGUGAGACCCUGGCAUUAACCGGUUGUAAAUUUUUCACCGUGACUCGCUCUCUGAUGUUGACAAUAGCAGGGACUAUAGUCACUUACGAAGUAGUACUUGUUCAGUUCAGCGGCAAGUCCGAUGAAAGUGCAAAAUGA